AUGUCGUUCAUUGCACCAAUCCAUAGACCCACAAGCAUUCGGCAUGCUUUGAGGAUAAGGUUCUUGUCUCCAGAUGAAGAGGACCUGGUUGUCGCAAAAGCCAAUCGCUUGGAGAUCUGGCGCGUCACCGACGAGGGCAUGACCUGCCUCCAUACCAAGCUCAUUUACGGUACAAUAUCAAUGCUUCAACGCCUACAACCCAAGGACUCGGAAACCGACCUUCUGUUUAUCGGCACAGACCGACUGCAAUACUUUAAUGUUGCCUGGAACGCCGAAACCAGCCAGCUCGACACCGUCGAGCAAACCAUUGAAGAUACAGCCGAGCAGUACAUGCGCCAUUCUCAAAGUCAAAACAAAUGCCUGGUUGACCCGACCGGAAAAUUCAUGGCUAUGCACCUCUGGGAAGGUGUCUUGAAUGUCUUUCGGCUGCCCACGCGCAAAGGUGUCACGACGAAGCUUGUAGCCCUAGACCAAGUCCGCCUGACCGAGCUCUGGAUGAAAGCCAGCACUUUCUUGCACAGCAGAACCGGUCACCCACGCAUCGCUUUUCUCUACAAGACACAGCUGGACCAGGAAGAGGCCCGGAUAGCAGUCUACAGACUCACCAAGGACGAUAAAGGUGGGGAUGUCUCCAGAUUCGACCCUCACAAAGAAAGGGAGCUUGAUCAGGUGAUUCCAGAUCCAUAUGCUUCCAUGCUCAUUCCCGUUCCCGUAAAAGAGGAGAAGCGAUACCAUGUUCGCAACACCGAAGGAGCAAAAGCACACCUAGGCGGACUACUCGUGGUCGGAGAGACUCUUUUGACAUAUUUCGAUAGUCUCACCUACUCCAGUGUUUCGUCAACUUUGCAAGAUGCCAAAAUCUACGUUGCCUGGGCAGAAUACAACGGGACCAAUUACCUGCUUGCCGACGACUACGGCAGGCUCGAUCUUCUGACCAUUCAAACGUCUUUGGGACCAACAGGAGAUGUAGUCACCGGCAUGACCGUAACGCCAAUGGAAUUCGCCGACGGGAGUGCAUAUACAUCUCGUGCCUCUUCUCUGGUGUACAUGGGUGACCGCAUGCUGUUUGUGGCGUCCCACCAUGGCGAUUCGCAAUUACUGCAAGUCGACAUCAAGACGAAGAAGAUGGUGCUGAUCAAAACACUAUCCAACAACGCACCAAUCUUGGACUUUGCCAUCAUGGAUAUGGGAAACAGGGAAGGCGACACUCAGUCCGGAAAUGCCUUCUCGUCGGGCCAGGCAAGGAUCGUUGCCGGCUGCGGAGCUUAUCACGACGGCAGCUUGCGGAGCAUUCGCAGUGGCGUUGGACUAGAAGAUGAGGGCUUCCUCGAUGAGAUACAAAACGCGAACCAACUCUUUGCCUUGAAAUCCUUUGGAGCGAGUCACGUGGACACACUGAUCGUAUCGUCAACGGCAGACAGUCGGGUCCUCAAAUUCGAUUCCGACGGAGGCAUAGAAGAAAUCUACGAGUUCCAAGGUAUGACAUUGAGCACGGAGACGUUGCUUGCCGCCAAUACGGUCAGCGGCCAACUACUUCAAGUAACGCAGCAAUCUGCCGCGCUACUGGACCCGGAUAGUGGAGUGGUAGCAUCGUCUUGGGACGUCCCUGAUGGAAAAUCCAUCACUGCUGCGUCAGCUAAUUCCAAAUGGGCUUUAUUAUGCGUCGAUGGAACAACACUUGUAUCAUUGAACUUGGGGGAUAAUUUGGCUGCCACCAUGUCUCGAGACACUCCGCCUGAUGCUGUCGCAGAUCAUGUUGACCAGAUCUCAUGUCUUCACGCCGCGAGAGACUUUACCGAUAUUGGGAUUGUGGGUUGGUGGCAUUCCGGCACAAUAUCCCUUGUGACUCUGGAGAACCUAAAACCAUUGCACGGAGAAAGUCUAAGGCAUACAGAAGACAGUGCCUCGAUACCUCGAGAUAUUGCUGUCGUCCAGCUUCAUCCGCCCGAGGUGUCUGGUCCUACGCUUCUUGUUGCUCUCGAAGACGGUAGCGUCGUGACCUUCAACCUCUCACCCACAGACUACACGAUAUCGAACCGUAAGAGUGUCACCCUCGGAAGUAGCCCUGCACGAUUACACAUUAUUCCUCAGUCGGACGGAACUUGCAACGUAUUCGCCACUACAGACCACGCCAGCCUGAUUUACAGCGCUGAAGGCAGGAUCGUAUAUUCCGCCACCGCAGCAGACGACGCAACAUGCGUCACCCCCUUUGACUCGGAGGCAUUCCCGGGCUCUAUUGUCCUGUCUACCGAUAAAGACAUACGACUGUGCCGAGUUGACAAGGAGCGCCUCACUCAUGUCAAAUCGUUAGCAGUCAAAGAAACAGUUCGACGGGUUGCUUAUUCUGCUGGCCUGAGAGCGUUCGGCUUAGGCUGCAUCAAAAAGGAGCUCAUCAACAACGAGGAGGUGAUCACUUGCGCGUUUAGACUUGUUGAUGAGAUUGUUUUUCGCCAGCUUGGGAAGCCGUUCUAUUUCGACGCUCUGGCUUCGUUAGAAAUGGUCGAAUGCGUUAUUCAUGCGGAGCUGCCGGAUAGCGCCGGCAAUCUUGCGCCGCGCUUCAUCGUUGGAACAAGCGUUGUCACUGACGAUGACUGCGUUGAAGAGGGAGAUACACGAGGUCGAAUUCUAGUCCUUGGCGUCGAUGAGAACCGCCAGGUCUAUCAGAUUACCUCGCACAAACUGAAAGGAGCGUGUCGCUGCCUCGGCAGUCUUGGCGAGUACAUUGUGGCCGGCCUGUCAAAAACCGUGGUGAUUUACAGAUAUGUGGAAGAAACAACCGCGACAUCAUCUUUGCAGAAAGUAGCUGCUUAUCGUUCAGCAUCAUUCCCGGUGGAUUUAGACGUGUGUGGUAAUAUGAUUGGAGUGGUUGAUCUCAUGCAGUCGCUUUCCUUGGUUGAGUUUAUUCCGUCACAGGACGGAUCUCGGCCCAGGCUGGAGGAGAGGGCGCGGCAUUAUCAACCUGGAUGGGCAACUUCAGUCAGUCACUUGGACGAGGAUCGAUGGCUGGAGGCUGAUGCCCAGGGCAACCUCAUGGUCCUAAAGCGCAACCGAGACGCACCUUUGGAGCAAGACCGUAAAAGAUUGGAGGUGACCAGCGAGAUGAACAUUGGGGAGCAAAUCAACCGAAUCCGAAGACUACACGUCGCCGUCAAUGAGAAGGCAAUUGUCUCGCCAAAAGCAUUCUUGGGAUCGAUUGAGGGCACCUUGUAUUUAUUCGGCGACAUCGCUCCUGGAUACCAAGAUUUACUUCUCACUUUUCAGACGAGAUUGCAGGAUUACAUAGACGCCCCCGGUCACAUCAGUUUCGAUCUUUGGCGAGCAUUCAGGAAUCAGAGCCGCGAGGCGGAUGCUCCCUUUCGCUUCAUAGACGGCGAAAUGAUAGAAAGGUUUUUGGACCUAGAUGAAGCCGAACAGAAGCUUGUCUGCGCAGAUUUAGGGCCGACUGUUGAGGAUAUGAGAGACAUGAUUGAAGAAUUGAGGAGGAUGCAUUAA
Molecule: messenger RNA, 3492 nt
Organism: Ustilaginoidea virens
Lineage: Eukaryota; Fungi; Ascomycota; Sordariomycetes; Hypocreales; Clavicipitaceae
Exons: 3
Coding region: 1-3492 (1163 amino acids)
Biological process (GO): DNA repair; proteasome-mediated ubiquitin-dependent protein catabolic process
Cellular component (GO): site of double-strand break; nucleus
Molecular function (GO): protein binding; nucleic acid binding
Source: RefSeq, a predicted model, not a curated record